UUGUGAUGUGGGAGACUGAACCAUCAACGCUUUUUCAACACUUCUUCUUCUUCCUCCUCAUUUCUCUCUUCCAUGCAAAAACACAGUUUCAAAUAAACUAAAGAAAAAAAAAAAAAAAAAGAGGUGAUUAAGAAAAGAUUAUUAAAACACAAAGAGACAAAAAUGAGUGAUGGUCGAGUAAACGCGGAUCAAGAACAAGAACAAAACCUGGUUAAACCAACGGGUAAGAGAUCUCUCAUUCUCAUCCUCACCACAUACUUUUGUCUCUUCGUCGGCUCCAUCGCCUCGAGCCUCCUCGCCAAAUACUACUUCGUCCACGGUGGCUCGAGCCGAUGGGUCUCCACGUGGGUUCAAUCCGCUGGCUUCCCUCUCCUCCUCACCUUGAUCUACUUCCCUCGCUACGUCUUCAAAACCACCACUCGGCGUCCUUUCACGCGCUUCACGCGCCGCCAUCUCCUCUUCUCCGUGUUGAUCGGGUUUUUUCUCGGUAUCAACAACUUCCUCUUCUCAUGGGGAACCUCGUACCUCCCUGUGUCCACGUCAUCGCUUCUCCUCUCGACACAGCUCGUCUUCACUCUCAUCUUGUCCGUGCUCAUUGUGAAACAGAAGGUCACUUUCUCAAACCUCAACUGCGUUAUUCUCUUGACGUUAAGCUCUGUUUUGUUGGCUCUCGGUUCGAGUAGCGAUAAACCGGCCGGUUUAACUAAAUCAAAGUAUUACAUCGGGUUUGCAUCCACGAUCGGAGCCGGUUUACUCUUCGCUCUAUACCUCCCCGUGACGGAGAAGCUUUACCGCAGCGUCUACUGCUACGCGAUGGUCAUGGAGUUGCAGCUGAUGAUGGAGCUCUCCGCGACGGUUUUCGCCACGAUCGGUAUGGCUUUCGACGGCGGGUUUAGAGAAAUGGUUAACGAAGCUAACCAUGUUUUCACCAAAGGACCCACGGUCUACUGGACGGUUGCGAUUUUUGCCAACGUGGUGACGUGGCAGCUCUGUUUCGCUGCCACGUCAGGGAUGGUUUACUUGACGUCAGGAAUCACGGGAGGUAUCUGCAUGACGGCGUUGCUCGCGAUGAAUGUGAUCGGAGGUGUGGUGGUUUACGGUGACAAGUUUGGUGGAGUCAAGAUUGUGUCGACUGUGCUAUGUAUUUGGGGUUUCUCGAGUUACAUCUACGGGAUGUACACAAAGUCGAAGAAGGCGGAGUUGAUGGAGAAGGAGAAGGGAGAAUAUUCCGGGGUAAAGACGUCGGAAGACGGCGGAGAUAUGGAGGUGGAAAUGGGUAAUGUUAAAGAUGACGUGGCGGCGGUGGAUGAUAGGGUUUGAAGAUAUCUGUGUGAUUGAGACGGCCGUUAUGAUUAUUAUUAUUAGGAUGCCAACAAAAAAAAAAGCGACUAGUAGUAUCUUUUUCAUGUUCUAUCUUUUUCUCACCUUAAUUUCUUUUUUUUAGCUCUUUUGUUUUUGAGUAAUGCAUCUGCUUUUGUUUUUGUUUGUUUUUUUAGCUGUUUUGUGUUUUCCUUUUCUGGUUAUUUUCUUAUGAAUUAUCUUGUCAAGGACGAAACUAAUUAUGUGUACACUUUUGAAGUGUGGAUUUGUUUUUUCCAGUUGUCGGUUGAUAAUGUAUUGUAUAUUUCAUCUAUGGGUUUGAUUGGUUGUA
Molecule: messenger RNA, 1651 nt
Organism: Camelina sativa (false flax)
Lineage: Eukaryota; Viridiplantae; Streptophyta; Magnoliopsida; Brassicales; Brassicaceae
Source: RefSeq, a predicted model, not a curated record